UUACUUGUGCACACAGCACCUCGCAUUGCGAGAGCCUUGAUCUCUGACUGGGAGCCUCUGGAAACCGCAGCCGUCUAAAUAAUCAGAAUAAUCCUGCGGCUUUGCACAAGAGAGCAGUCUGACUUUGUGACCCCCACGCUGCAGCUUUCUCAGUGAGGUUUCAUUCCAGCGGCGGCCCACAGAGCACAGUUGAGAAACCACUGCCUAGAAACAUCAGGUCUUGUCCACUUCUGGAGGCAGGAUACGGGACUGAGAGGAGGGGCACGGACCCACCGUGUGGCAGAUCCUAAAUUCAGCCCUGUGAGUCCAGCUAAAGUCAGUGAGACUACUCCUGUGCUUAAAGGGCUGGGAAAGAAAUCCAGAGUUGUGACUCAGGAGGAGACUUUGGAAGGAGGACACCCUGAAUAUCUUCAAAGUGCCUUUCUGCAUUCAUCCAGGAGUGUUCAGCGCCAGAACUGAAAUUCAGAGUGUGAAUGUGCGACCUGUUGGAUGUGAGCGCCUUCUUUUAAAGCAGACUUGCAAUUUCCUAAUCUCUCACUUGCCUGGGAUUGUGGGAGCUGUACUUGAAAAAUCUCUAGAAUCUGGGAAUGUCUUGCGAAGAACUAAAUUCAAAACCCAAGCAAGUUCCAGGAAAAUGAAGUCCCAACAUCUGGAAAUAUUGAUGUCAGGAAAAGACCCUUCAGCGUUCCCGUAAGUACGUCUCGUCCUGGGCUUGGAGGACGCCUUCUGAUUUGAGAUCUGAACCAUGUCCCACCCAUCAUGGCUGCCGCCAAAGAACACCAACGAACCCGUUGGUCACAUCACUGCAAGAAUGGAGACCACGCAUGCUUUUGGGACCCCCAGCAUCUCUGUGUCCACACAGCAGAUGCCAAAGAAGUUUGCACCCGUUGUUGCGCCAAAGCCAAAGUACAAUCCAUACAAACAGCCGGGGAGUGAUGAUUUCCCUCUGCCACCACCGCCACCACCACUUCCUGGAGAUGAUCUCGGGAACCUCCCAGCGCCUCCUGGUGCCUUCCCCCCCCCACCCUCUACAGAUGAGGCUGGUUUCAGUGUGCAGGUAAAUCCCGGUGAGAAGACGCUUGAAGAAAGACGAUCCAGUUUAGAUGCGGAAAUCGACUCCUUGACCAGCAUCCUGGCUGACUUGGAAAGCAGCUCCCCAUACAAGCCCCGGACUCAACAGGGCUCUGGAUUCACCACCAGCUCCCCAGUUACUUCUCCCCCGGGAUCUACUCCGGUUACUGGGCACAAGAGGAUGAUCAUUCCCAACCAGCCGCCUCUCACUGCCACCAAGAAAUCUACUGCCAAGGCACCGGUGCAACCUGCUGCUCUGCCUGCCCCAGUCCCAGUUACUCCUGUUGGUACACUAAAGCCUCAGCCACAGCCAGUUCCAGCUUCUUAUAUCACCGCGUCCACGCCCACCCGACCAGCGUUCAACGUACAGGUGAAAACAGCCCAGCCAAGCCCUCACUUCCAGCCACCUGGCCCACCGCCCGUUCAGUAUGGGCUGGGUUCAAACCAGUCCUACGCUCCUCAGCCAGCACGGCCCCCGGGGCCAGCGCAGUAUGUUCCAUCUCAGCCUCGAGGCCCUGACUAUGGGUAUGCUCCCCAGCCUGCACGUCCUUCGGAACCUGGCUAUGGCUAUGCACCUUCACAGGGGCGAUAUCAAGAUCUUUACUACCCUGCAGGCCCUGGAUAUGGCGGAAGAAAUGGCUCAGAACCAUCCUAUGUGCCGCAAAACACCUGGAAGCCCGAGCCGGCCUAUCCCACAGCUAACACCGUGGCCCAAAAUCCACCUGGGACGUACCAACCGCCCAGCACAAAAAAGACCUACAUUACAGAUCCGGUGUUGGCACCUCCUCCACCACCCAUGCAGCCAAAGAGUGGGUAUCCUGCCUCUGGCUCGGCAUCAAACGCUCCUUUGUUCAGACCCGAGGAUGAGCUGGAACAUCUGACCAAGAAGAUGCUGUAUGACAUGGAGAAUCCACCCUCUGAUGACUACUUUGGCCGCUGUUCCCGUUGCGGUGAGAAUGUUGUCGGGGAAGGCACUGGCUGCACCGCCAUGGACCAGGUGUUCCACGUGGAAUGUUUUACCUGCAUGACCUGUGGUAACAAGCUCAGAGGGCAGCCUUUCUACGCAGUGGAGAAGAAAGCGUAUUGUGAACCCUGCUACAUCAACACACUGGAACAGUGCAGCGUCUGUGCCAAACCCAUCAUGGAGAGGAUCCUGCGCGCCACGGGGAAAGCCUACCACCCCCACUGCUUCACCUGUGUGAUGUGCCACCGCAGCCUGGAUGGCAUCCCCUUCACUGUGGAUGCCGGAGGGAACAUUCACUGCAUCGAGGAUUUCCACAAGAAAUUUGCACCACGAUGUUCCGUGUGUAAGGAGCCCAUUAUGCCUGCCCCGGGUCAAGAGGAGACCAUACGCAUUGUGGCAUUAGAUCGUGACUUCCAUGUCCAGUGCUACCGGUGUGAGGACUGUGGUGGCCUCCUGUCUGAAGGGGACAAUCAGGGCUGUUACCCUCUGGAUGGACACAUCCUUUGCAAGACCUGCAACUCAGCUCGGAUCCAGGCACUCACCGCUAAGGCCAGCACUGACCUUUGAGCAUCUACCACCACACUCCCAUAUUUGCCUGUUGGGGGAAUUGCACAACCUUUCCAUUUAGCAUGACUCCUUUCCAGCCUAGGACCUAAUUCUUUAUUGAACAAGUAAAGCCGGAAGGCCUUGGGACAAGCGGGCAGUUUCUAACUUUAUCUCUAUUUGAUUCACAUCUCCUAAGAAGCACAUUAAAAUUGGGAUGAUUGGGCUCGAUUCUCUUCUUACUCUGGUGUGAGGGCCUGAUCCUACUCCCAUUGACAUCAGUGGGAAGCUAUAUAUUGGACGUGAUUCCAUAAUACUAGACUUACGCCAGUGUAAAACAGCAUGUAAGUGUAAGACCAGAAUCAGAGUAAUUGUUAUUGCAAGACAAACUAUACAAACAUUGGCCAUGAGACAUUGAGCCUUUAUAUAGGUAUUGUUUUAAAUCAUAGGGACACAGAUUUGUUUUAAAUCAUAGAGGCUAUACCUUUCUCUUAUGCCCUCGCUUGUCUCCAUUCCCCUUCCAGUUUCUUAACUUUUUCUUUUCUAUAAUAUUAUAUUUCGCUGUUGCAUACAUGUAUUCAGUAAGGAUGCUUCCAACUCUCAGAUGCUCAGGUAUUUAUGUAUGAACCAUCACUGAAAGUUGUGAGGCUGCAUACACACAUGCACACGCACGUACAUGCAUAUAUCCUUUUGGUACACUACUGCUAUAAAGUCACUGAGAAGUUAUGUUAAUUAUUUUGGGGACUGGAAAAGGUUAAAAAGAAAUUCAAAAUGGCUUCAAAGAAAAUGACUAAUGAUGGCCACCACGGGCAUGCUCAAAAGGAUCUUAGGCUAUCCAGGGCCAAUGCAGUUACAUAGCGACCAGUGGGCACUGCUUGUUUCCAAACCAGUACUUUAGCAAUGGAGUCUUGACCAGCUUCCACUGACAUCAAAGGAAAGACUCCCAUUGGAUUGAAUUCUACCUUGAGACAGGCUCAGGCAUUCGAGGAUGAUGGUAACAUACCAAAGCUGGAGUUACAGUACAAGCUGUGAGAAUUGUUUAAUAUUUCAGCAUUUGGGGCUUUCCAAAUACCUGACAUUUCUGGAACAGGAAGGAUUCAUUUUUCAUCUCAAGUUGUAAAUAGGUGUAAUUUAGCCCCCAAAAGGGAAGAACAACAGACAUCUUUUCUUCUACAGUUUCAUCACGCCGUUUUUUUCUUUUUGGAGAAAUGUCAUUGCAAAGGAAUGACUAGGGGAUGUCACAGUUCCAGGAAAAAAGGGACUUAUUGAUGCACUCUUCAGGGAAUUAAAAAUUUGCACCAAGGUUAAUAAAAACCUAUGUGCAGGCAGCUCAUGGGUUUGUUGGUGGGUUUUGGGGGGUGUAGGUUUUUUUUUUGUUGUUGUUAAUUAAAAAAUACAUUAUAAAUCCACAACUCAUUUUGUACAGCUAUAAUAUUCUUAUUCAUGAAACCCAUAAUAACUAAGGUGCGAAUUACAUGGGAAAGGAGCAAUUUUCAUAUCACUGCAUUGACAUUAAUAUUUUGUUUGCAGAUGUAAUCAAAGAAAAUACCUUUAGCUGCACCUAACAAAUUAAGAGCCAGAACGGAAGCAUUUCAGGGCUGAUUGACCAUAUUAAUAACAAACUUACAGUUUUGAAGAGUAACUUGCAAAUUUUGCUCUCUCUCACAAUAAUAAAUAGUAAAAUGUGGUGCUUUCCCCUUCAGUCUCUGUAACAAGAGCUUCAUAAAGUUGCAUCACCCAAACCUGAAAAGAAAAAGGAGUGAAAUGAAAUGACAUGGGUUGGAUCCAAGCGAAGAAUUAAAGAAAAUGGAAAAUUGACUUUUACUGUAACUCCUGAAAAUGAUAUGUCCCCUCCUCGCUCAGCAUUUCGGUUGACCUUUAUGGCAAAGUCCUAUUGAAUGUAACAGUGAAUAAUAACAUUUCUGUAGUUGUUUUUUAAACCAUCCUAUAGUGAAUUUAAUAGAGAAUUUAGGGUCUGUCCCCCGACACUUUCACCAACUUUUUACUGGCAUAACUCCACUGGCUUCAGUGAAAUUAACCUGGAUUUGCACCACAUCAAAAAUCAUAGAAUCAUAGAAUAUAAGGGUUGGAAGGGACCUCAGGAGAUCAUCUAUGAGGUCAUUUUUCUAGAAAUCUGUAGGAUGACUGAUCCCAUAGAAAGUAUAUUGUUCUCCAUUAAAUCCUGCAGGACUUUGCUAUUAGGGUAGUGUCCAUGUAACAGCAUCUCACCAUCAUAUUGGAGUGUGGCCCCAGCCUUCAAUAAUUUCAGCAUUUUCCCACAGUAGAUUAGUUAGCUAUGUUAUAAUUUAUUUCAUGCAAAAAGUUAAGUGCUGGGUAGAUUUUUUAAAUAAGGACAUGACUCUUAAUCGGCUCCAUUUGCUAUACUGGUCAUUAGCCCUGGCACCUACGGUAAUUUUGAGCUUGCUAGCAUUACAUGCAGAAGAUUGUUAAACACUUAUCUGAACUGAAUCUACCAAAGUAUGGAAGUUCAGAGCGCAGGUGGCUAACUUCACUUUAUAUCACAUUCCAUCGUGCCUUAGAACUGGGUUUCUGAGCAUCUUCUCUCCAAAGUACACUGGGAGUGUGAUGUAUACAACAGAGCAUGGCACUGAUGUACAACUAUAGCUCUGAACUUCUGUGUCCUUGUAGGUUUCAGUCAGUCUGUCUGUCUCACUGAGUGGCAUAUUAGAAAGUGAUGAGAAUUAGCAACUGUAAUUAGGACAAGGGUCGUGGUCUAGUGAUCAGAGGAGGGAGACCAGAAGUUUGGAUUCCUGGGUUCUUUCAGUGCCCCGGCCACAGACUUACUGUGCAAUUUUGAGCACAUCAUUUGCUCUGUCUACCCUCUUCACAAUAGAGCUUGAUAAUUCUUACUAACUUCCCAGGGAAGGGAAGGGACUGAGUAAAGUAAUUUUAGAGUGGCCUACACUGCAGAAGUUCAAAUCCAGAUCCUCCCUUUCUGAAAAGUUUGGUUGGGUUUGUGGGUAUGGAGCAGCCCAUUCCAGUACCAAGAGCUAACCAGGAGGUCUAGAUCUGAACUUUUCCAUGUUUAGGGUGUUCUGUGAAUUUGGUGGUGUGGGGGCUCUUAGAUCAUUGCUUCUCAAGCAUUUUGAACUCCUUGGAUGGAAGGAGAAGGGGGAGUGUUGUUAUUAUACAUACAGCAGCUAAUUUUCCAACUUGAAAUAUCUGGGUAAUGUUGUUUUAAUUUGGUUUCUCCUCUCUAAAAUAACCAAAGCCAGUUGCCCAUUUGAGUGGGUGAAUAAGUGCCUGGAGUGUUUUUUUAAAAAUACAUUCAUAUGUGGUGCUUAAACUGAUACAAAUAUAUUUUGGAAGAUACACACACGCAUACCACACUCUGUCAUGUCAGAUUUUCAGACCUGAUACUUGCGGGUUUCAAAUAGAUCUUUAAUCAUGGCAUUGCCCUAAAGCACAAACAAAAUAUUGCUUAGCCACAAUCUAUCAUGUAUUUAUUACAUAUCCUCAUUUAUCUAUUCCAAAGAAGCCUUUUUUACCAAAGAGACCUUGUUCUUUUAAGGUACAUUUCUAAAGUCAUGAUAAAUACUCAUGUUGUUUGCUGACGCAUUAAUGUUCAGCAAUUUUCCUUUGACAAGGAAUGUGAAGAUCACCUAGACCUUUCUAUUUCAAUCCGUCGGUUUUUUGGUGGUGGUUCUUUGCCUUUUCUAGCAUUUGUGUGAAAUUAGGGCUUGAUCCCGUGUUUCAGGUCACCCCGUUGGGAGUUUGGGGUGCAAGAACAAACCCUUGUUUAAACCUUGGUUCAGGAAAGUAUUUAAGCGUGUAUUUAUUAUUCAGCACAUGCUUAAAUCCAUUCCUCAAUGGGACAUAAACAGAUGCUUGAAUUUACUACAUCAGAUUUGGUUGCCUUGGUUACAGCCAAAUCUCUAGUGACAUCAUGAAAGUGAAUGAUCUUAUUUUGUUAAUGUAAUUGCUUUAUUGUCAUUUAUUGUUUUAUUUUAAUUGUUGCCUGAAUGUUGCCUUUUAAAGCAGAAGACAACAUCACAGCUUUAGAUAAUGCACCUUUCAUUAUGAUUUUUUUUUAAAUAAUUGAUAGAUUUUUAUCACAGCUGCAAAACACUUGGGGAACGUCUUAGUCCCUGAGACACGGGGGAAGCAAAACGUUUGCCAGGGUGAGCUCUACACACAUUCAUCAGACUCUUAGGGCAGAAGCAGGAAUGAAGUGUGACAUAGGCCUUGGGUUAGCUCAUUAUCUGGGCGUGAAUUACACAUCCUACGAGCAUAAAAGAGUUCUCGGUAUAGAUAUUGUGUGUGGAGUAUGGCGCACGCAAUCACCAAUUAAAUCCAGUCUAGUAACACAUAUUUUGAGCCCUAAGCCUCCAACCUAGCUGAGUGUAGCAAAGUCUAGCUGGGGCUGCAAAGAGUGCUGGUUCUACAACAUAAUUUCCCUCUUCCGGCCUCAUGGAAGGUUCGUGGGAGUAGUGGGAAAAGGGAAAACAGAGGACAAUGCAGAGACCUCAGGAAAAUCCCAUCAUCAACAUCCAUGGGAGUGGCGGGGAAUCUUGUCACUUUGCUUUACUCUAGUUUAGGACGUACAAUUCUGUGAUGCCCCAUUUUCGUCUAGAAACUGAACAACUCAAAGGAGGGUUUUUUGGUUUUCGAAUUGCCUUUUGUUAAUGUCUGGUUCCCGUGGUUGAUUCUGUGGGCUGAUUUGAUAUUAGAUCAUCAAGUAAUGCUAAUCACGCUUUAUGUAGAUCUCAAAACUAUAAAUCAGGGUUGACACAUGAGGAUGUGUGCUGUGGAUUUCGGUGGUGAAAAUCUGCAUGGGAAACACUAGUCGCAUGUUGAUAUUUGUUUGAGGAUCUACUGCAAAGAAUGGAGAGGGCUACCUAAGGCCAUAUAGAAGUUAGUAAAGUAUGAAUUGAUAUAGAGACUCUGAGAACAGUACUUCUGUUAAAGCUGGUCAAAAUGUUUUACACUGAACUUCUAUUUUGUUGAAAGCUUGACGUUUUUUCUUCAAUACCUUUUGGGGGGAAUCGUCUAUUUUCUGUUUUCACAAUAUCCUUUACAGCAUUUGUUAUUAAUAGUUUAAUCAGUAUAUUGUUGACAUUUUUAUCCUAAUAGUUUUUGAAAUGAUUCUGUUUUUCAUUUACCAAAAAUGAAGUUUUCUUACUCAAAGCCAUUUUUAAUAAACAAAAGUUUUCGGUAAUGAUUUCAAAAACCAUAUGGUAAAAAAAAAUCCUGUAAAAGUGUCACAAAAAUGUUCAUGGAAAAUGGAUCCAUUCUGAUGUUAUGGAACAAACAAAUUUUGAAAAUUUUCACAAAAUUUUUCUUGUUUUCUGAUUCACUCUACUUCCUGUGCAGACACCAUUUUCCUAAUUACCAAAAAUCCGAAUAAUGUGACUUUUCUGGGAAUAACAGUGUUACUUCUGUUGGACACAGUUUUUGUCUUCUCCCUUCAAACCAUGCCCAGGCUGGUUAGGAAGAUGGUGACAGUGUCAGUUGUCCUUUGUUUCAAGCAGGGCCACCCAGAGGAUUCCGGGGGCCUGGGGCCAUCGGUGGCAGGCGGCUCCGGUGGACCUCCCGCAGGCGU
Molecule: messenger RNA, 8141 nt
Organism: Gopherus evgoodei (Goodes thornscrub tortoise)
Lineage: Eukaryota; Metazoa; Chordata; Testudines; Testudinidae
Gene: LPP
Product: LIM domain containing preferred translocation partner in lipoma
Exons: 15
Coding region: 746-2602 (618 amino acids)
Biological process (GO): cell-cell adhesion
Cellular component (GO): focal adhesion; stress fiber
Source: RefSeq, a predicted model, not a curated record